Molecule: messenger RNA, 1861 nt
Organism: Punica granatum (pomegranate)
Lineage: Eukaryota; Viridiplantae; Streptophyta; Magnoliopsida; Myrtales; Lythraceae
Source: RefSeq, a predicted model, not a curated record
CGAGCACAUUUAGGGCGGGCUGGUAGGCAUGAAAAGAGUACAAAUCCUGGUUCUAACCUGUCACAUUAUCUUGAACAUAGCACAACAACAUGGAAGAAGAAAACAAUUCGACAGCCAUGGAUCAAUGCAGAACCUGGCCAUUGACAGCCAUUGAUGAAUGAUGACAACCUAAGCUAAGCUCUCUUAACAACGAAGAAGUUUUAAAUGCGGUCGCAGUUCCCAGGGAAAAAGCUUCCAGACCAAACCCAAGCAAAACAAAACCAAAAGCCAAAAGGAAACCUAUCGCCAACGCAGCCUCAGUUCGUGUCCCAGAAAUGGCAGCAACACAACCCCAACGCCAAAACCAAGAACCAGACCAAGAAGAACGAGGAGUCGUAGGAGAAGAAGAGGAAGAAGAAGGGCAGCAGGGGAAGCUUCUGCUGCCGGCCACUCUUUCUUCCUACCUGGGUCUCAGCUUCUCUCUCUUCCUUGCCCUUCUUCCCAAGAAUUCCCUUGCCCUUAAGUCCCAGAACAGAGAGCUUGCCCUGAGGCUGGUCCAGGCGGAGGAGCAGCUCCGGCAGAUGCGCUCGAGGCGGAAGGAGGACUCCAAGGCCAACGCCCGGGUGGUGGAGAUCUUCGCGAGCCACCGCCAGGCGUGGCAGGCUGAGGAGCGGCGCCUGGCCCAGCGGCUGGACUCUGCAGCCGAGGAGAUCGAGCGGCUGCUCUCCCGCGUGGCGGAGCUGGAGCAGGCCGAGGCCGAGUCGAGGGCCCGGGCCGAGGAGCUCGAGAGGGAGAGGGAGGAGAUUGCGGUGAUGGGUUUCGCCGGCAACGGGGCUAGGAUUCCGGAGGAAGAGGAAGAGGAAGGGGAAGGGGGUGAAGAAGGGGAGAGGAGUUGUUAUGAUGUGGAUGAUGGGUUGGGAGAAGUGGGAGGGAUUGAGUUUGAACAGAUUCAUCAGUUUCUGCUCCAUCAGAGGCAGGUUGGGAGUGGGCUGAGCUCUUCUGAUGAGUUCUUGGGGCCAUCUGCUGCUUCCAAGUUCUGGUCUGAUAGGCCUAAUCAUCCAUGGCAGGAUGUACACUGCGAAUCUCUUGAACCAAUGUACCAGACGAAACAUUUUGUUGCAAGGGAGUCUCCUUGGAAAGUUGAUGGUGACUCGACUGGUGUCUCUUCUAAGCUAAAGCUACUCGAGCAGGAGCUAAUAAACUUGGAAAAGGUCGGCAAGGGUGACCUCACGAAGGUGCCUUCACUAAUGAGGAAGCAGGCUAAGAGGUAUCAAGCCUUAGCAGGGAAAAUCGACGAUCUAUGCAGAAGGAUGCAAGCAAGUGAUCCCUGCGAGCCCAACUUGAGCUCAGAGUUCCGAACUCAGAGACAGACUGAGUUCCUUCUAGAAGCUUUCCGGCUACAGCAGCGAGCAUCUGAAACAGGACUAAAGCUGAUGGCAUUACAUACCGAAGUUGGGAAGAGCUAUUACAGAGAAGACCAGGGCAGUGAGGCCAAAGUGACCACAAGACAGUCCAUGGACUCGAUCAGAAACAACCUCAAGGAGAUUCAGAGGAACUUGGAGAUUUGGCUGGCCCGAAUAAUCGGAGAUCUCGAAGGGAUCUUGGCCAGAGACGGAGCAUCCCGUGUGAGAGAAUAUUAUAUUUCUCGGUACCCUUUCGUUCAGUAGGUUAGAUCUCUCAGCUGGUGCUUGAUCUCUACUGACUGACCGCCGAAUGUAUCCUCUUUUGCAACUAUGUAUAUCCAUGGAAUGGAAGGCGUAGAUUUUGUUUUUGUUGGCUUCUGUUUGAUCUACCUCUCUUCAAAUUGUAAUUAUGUCACUCAGCAUUGCGGCAUUUAACUGAUUAAGAUUGGAAAUCUACUACGAUAAGUUGCGUUACGGUA